AAUGGUGUGAGCAUUGACAGGAUCGACAGCUCCACGCUUGGUUUCAGCUUGGACCGAACCAGCAGCAAUGGCUUUUCAUCCUACCUGGUGAGUGCUGUUCUUCUCUCCCGGUCGUUUAUUAAUACACUUAACAAAAUGCGGGUCUCGACGCGUUUUACAUUUAAGAAGAGGGUUCAGAUUCUGUCGGUGAUCGUGGAUGAAAAUGUGCCUUUUCAGAUUCACUUUGCAGUCUUUGUGGUUAUAAACGGUUCUUUUUUUCUACAGGGGAAUAAAUCGGAUGUGUACCUCCCCCUUCUUUUCAAAGAUGGAGCCUAUUCCUUCCAGUUUUACUUCAACGUCAGCACAGACGGCCAGCAGGGGCUGUACAGCCUGUAUUUCCACAACUGCUACAGCAUCGAGACCAAGACCAGAGGUCAGCUGAAGUUCAGCAUCGAGAUCAACAUUGAAGAGAAGAACCCCAGCAGUUUCCUGUCGGCAGGAGAGAUCCCUCUGCCCAAGCUCUACAUCUUCAUGUCCCUCCUCUUCCUCCUGAUUGGCGCGCUGUGGGUGCACGUCCUGUGCAAGCACAGGAGUGACGUCUUUAAGAUCCACUGGCUGAUGGCCGCCCUGCCCUUCACCAAGUCCCUCUCCUUAGUGUUCCACGCUAUUGAUUACUACUAUAUUUCCAAUCAAGGAUUCCCCAUUGAAGGAUGGGCUGUGGUCUAUUACAUCACUCACCUGCUGAAGGGGGCACUCCUCUUCAUCACCAUAGCCCUGAUUGGGACGGGCUGGGCCUUCAUCAAGCACAUCCUUUCGGACAAGGACAAGAACAUCUUCAUGAUCGUCAUCCCGCUGCAGGUCCUGGCCAACGUCGCGUACAUCAUCAUCGAGUCCACGGAGGAGGGCACCACGGAGUACGGCCUGUGGAAGGAGAUCCUCUUCCUGGUGGACCUCCUGUGCUGCGGGGCCAUCCUCUUCCCUGUCGUCUGCCUGAACUCGGUGUCCAGCAUCACGCAGGUGCAUUCUCACGGCCAGUGUGUGUCAGAGGGUCCAGCAGCGAUAAACCUGGCCAAGCUGAAGCUCUUCAGACACUACUACGUGAUGAUUGUCUGCUACAUAUACUUCACCCGGAUCAUCGCCAUUCUCAUCAAGUUCAUAGUUCCCUUUCAGUGGAAGUGGCUCUAUCAGCUCCUCGACGAGCUGGCCACGCUGGUCUUCUUCCUCCUGACCGGCUACAAGUUCCGCCCGGCGUCCGACAACCCCUACCUGCUGCUUCCCCUGGAGGAGGAGGAGGAGGACCUGGAGAUGGAUGAUGUGUAAGAUGCCGGUGGGCCGCUGUCUGUCGGGGGGGGGGUCCGGGUUCAGUCCCUGGGUGUCCCAGUCGCGUGCCGCUUCCUUCCAGAUUUUUGAAAUGCGUGGUUCCAGGACCUAAGUCACACAGAGGAGUUGGGAGCCUGGGGCAGUUCUCAACAAAGGGGUUGCUUUAAAGCCUGCAGCCAUGACACUAUGGAGUCGCCUUUAAUGUUGGUUUUAAGCACAGAAAGCUCUUCACAAUGACAGGAAAAUAUCAAAAGAAGUUAGACAGAUGAUGGAAAAUAAAAGGAAAAGCCCUGAUUUGCAUAAGUAUUCAUCUCCUGUGUUGUGGAGACCCUCAAAUAAUGAAAGCGCACAAAAUCACCCCCAUGAGCCACAGGUGGGCCGAGUAGACGCAAAGACUCCACCGUGAUGACCAAGGAGCCUUCUGAACCGCUCAGGGAUGAAUCGGCAUGAAGGCACAGCUCAGGAGAGGGGUGUGAAAACAUCCGGAAAGUCAUUUCAAGAAACUCUGGGUGACUAAAAGUCCUUCUUCACGCCACCAGUGAGGGCACGAGUACUGCUCUCGUGUGCGAGCAGUCCGAAACCUUGCUGGAUGGUGCCUGGAAAGGAUGUGGACAUAUUUUCAGAGAGUGACGUUCGGUGUUCCAGGGGUACGGCAGUGGUGGGCUCGGUCUGUCCGUCCCGGAAGUCACGUGAUGCGCGUUUGACAUUCAGAUGCACGAACCUUGGUGCGAUCGCGUUCCAGAUUAGUCCACUGUAGCUGAUGCCUGCACACGUUCUUUAAAAGCAGCAGUUCAGUAUUGACCAGAUAAAACCUACUCGGGCGCUUUUUGGCGUGAUCAGUUUUAAAAAUGAACCCCAAGGUGGUAGACAUUUCUUUUAACCACCCUACUGAGCCCUUUCCAUUCUUUCAUUAACUUUUCUUUCCUGCUAGUCUUUUUCUGAAUUGUUUCCCUCUGAUCUUUUUUUUUUAUGGUCCUUUCUUUCUUCCAAAAAA
Messenger RNA from Lepisosteus oculatus (spotted gar), 2293 nucleotides. NCBI's taxonomy places the organism in Eukaryota, Metazoa, Chordata, Actinopteri, Semionotiformes, Lepisosteidae. The record is from RefSeq and is a predicted model, not a curated record.